This is a messenger RNA of Monodelphis domestica (gray short-tailed opossum), 2761 nucleotides long. RefSeq names its product KTI12 chromatin associated homolog (gene KTI12). NCBI's taxonomy places the organism in Eukaryota, Metazoa, Chordata, Mammalia, Didelphimorphia, Didelphidae. The record is from RefSeq and is a predicted model, not a curated record.
GAAAACUCAGGACCCACCCUCCAGAAGGGCUGGGGAAGGUGUGCUACCAUGGAAAAGAUUCUGGCUUUAGAUUCUGUGUCUUUACUGCCUGCAUGACCUUGAGAGAAUCACUUCCCUGGGCCUCAGUUUCCUGAUCUAUAAGAUGAAGAGGUUGUGUACUAGGUAACCUCUGGGGGACCUUACCAGCUCCAAGUUGGUGAUCCUUCUUGACUCAGAUUUCAGGAAGGGGUAUAAGGCUCUACUGGAAAGCAGGAGAUGGAGCUGAAUGAUUGCCCAAGCCUUUUUUUUUUAAACCCUUAUCUUUUGUCUUAGAAUUAAAAAUGUGUAUUGAUUCUAGGGCAGAAGAGUGGUAAAUUACCCAAGAAUUUUAAACUGAAUUGGAUUGGUUAGCAUGGGGUAAUGUUCUGAGUAUGAUAAAUUAAUUUGGUAGGUUAGCAGUGACCAAUAAAUUGGGUCAAUGGCCUUUCUCAAUGACCAAAGACCCCAGGUAGGGCUCAGCAGCCUUAAUAUAGUUUGAGGGAGUAAGUAGUUGGGUAGGUAGAGAAGACAAUACUAUUGAUUACAGGGUAGACAGCUGGGAUUGUGGGGAGAAUGUGAUUUUUUAAAAAGGCUAGCACACCCCUGGAACUAAUGACCAUCCCUUUCUGACAAUUAAGGACUGUGAAUUGUUUUAUGGAACCCAUCAGCAUCUUGCUGACCAUCUUAGUGGAUCCAAGUGAGUUUGUUAGGGAGGUAAAACCUUCCUUAAUUGUACAAAGACAGGCAGGGAUGGUUUCAAAUGCUGGCUUUGCUCCUUUGAAGUUCUGGGAGCCUCAGUUUCCCCACCUGUAAAAGAAGGGUUCAGACUGGCAGAAGUCUGGGGACUCUCUCAGCAUUUAGUCCUCUGACCAGUUUUCUGGGGGGAGGGGGAUCAUUAUUCCACAUUUUUCUGGAGCAGAAGCCAAAGUUUUGGAGAAAGUGGGGUCUAGAUAACUCAGCCCCCGCCCCAUGGCCGGAAUUAGUGGUUUGGGGUACAGUUAUCCAGACUGGAGCGAGAGGAGAGUGGAUUUUUGGACACUGUGGCCCCUUGGAGCUACUCCUUCCAGUGCUCUCCUGAACCCUUUCCCCUGCGUGAGACACGUGAGACACUUCCUUGGCCCCGCGCCCUCAGUUACCAUAGCAACCCGGCCGGUUUCCGGCCCACCCCUUCCCCUGCUUCGAUGUUGUGCACUGAUUGGCUGGGUUAACUGCGUACCGAUUGGCCGAGAAUGUCGAGCGGAAGCUCGGAUAGCGCUUCCGGAGGCUCGCGUUGGCUGCCCCGGCAGUGGUCUUGCGGAUAAUCAUGCCGCUGGUGGUUUUGUGUGGGCUGCCGGACAGCGGCCGGAGCCGGCGCGCAGAUGAACUCCGUACGGCGCUGGAGGCCGAGGGUCGCCCAGUAACGGUCGUUCGUGAUGCCGACGUGCUGGGGCCCGAUGGACCGGCAGCACUGCUAGAGGCCUACACAGACCCGAGCCGCGAGAAGGCGCUGCGUGCGGCCCUCAAGGCGUCGGUGGAACGCGGGCUGGGUCCCCGCUCCGUUGUCCUCCUCGACUCACUCAACUACAUCAAGGGCUUCCGCUACGAGCUCUACUGCCUGGCCCGGGCGGCGCGCACCCCGCUUUGCCUACUGUACACCCUGAGGCCGCAGCCACGAGCACUGGGCUCGGGGGACAGCAGCCCAGCUCAGGCCAGGUCACCGACCCUCAGCUGGAGGCCCGGGGCAGCGGCCCUGGAUUCCCUGGAGGAGUCAUUGGAUCAGGGCCCGGAGCCUCAGACCAAAGGAGUCGAGGCAACCCAGAGGCGGAAGGCACUUGGACCAGAAGAGAGGCUAGGACAUGGGGUUGUGGGGGAUGGAACUGCUGAUGUUUGGGAGUUGGAGCAGAUCGGGGGGCCGGGAACCCCGGAACCUGGGAGCCAGGAGGCGGCACCGGACCCCUGCUUUCCUCCGGAGCUCCUGGAUGCCCUGGCCCAGCGGUUUGAAGCCCCAGACUCCAGGAAUCGCUGGGACCGGCCCCUAUUCACGGUGGUGGGCCUUGAGGAUCCCCUGCCCUUGGCCCAGAUCAGGGCAGCCCUCUUUGAGAGCCAGGUACCCGCACCCCAUCAAGCCACCCAGUCCCAGCCUCUGUCAUCCACCAAUUUCCUACACCAGUUGGACCAAGUCACAAGUCAAGUUUUGGCAGCCCUGAUAGAGGCUCAGAAAACUGCUGUUCCUGGGGACUGGUUGACUAUGCCAGGGACCACAGAGAGGCUGCUGUUCACUCGACCCCUUUCCAUGGCUGAACUGAGCCGCCUCAGGCGCCAGUUCAUCUCCUACACCAAAAUGCAUCCUAACAAGGAGAACCUGCCCCAGCUGGCCAACAUGUUCUUGCAGUACCUGGGGCAGAGCCUCCACUGAAGGGAGGGAAGGAGCUGGAAAGCCUGAAGCUGCCCCCCCCCCUUCUCCACCCCAUCAGAUGGUAUAACAACCUCAUGAUUUGAUGACAAUCUUAAUUAACUUCAGAUUGUGGGCUGUGAAGAUGGGAAAGUGACCUGAAGGCUGAUUGAAUGUGACUCCUCCAGAGAAGAGGGCUUUAGGUGGACAAGGAGGGGGGUGAGGAGUGGGUUUAGCUUGUGUUCUUUUUUGGAAGUAGCAGAUUUUUGCCCUUCUCAACCUUGGAGGCAGCCAGGGAAGAGAAUCUAUAAAGAGCUGACAGAAUUCUGCUUGUGAGUCAUGCAACAAUAAAGGGUUUAUUUAAAAAAAAAA